AUGACUGGAAAAAUUGAACGAGAAAAAUCUGGGAACAGAAGAGAAGCAGAUAAAAUAGAAAGAACAAGGCGAAAAGAAACGGAAGAAGAGCGAAAAAUUAGAAAAGAAAAGGAGAGAAAAUCAAGACCAAAGGAGACAGAGGAAGAGCGAGAAAAACGAAAACGACGCGAAGCUCGAGAAAAGCGCGCGAAGGAAACUCCUGAAGAAAGAGCGAAGCGAAAACAGCGCGAAAAGGAAAAAGAGACUCCAGAAGAAAGGGCGAAGCGGAAACAAAAAGAGCGAAGAAAAGAAGAGAAAGAUCUAGCGCUGAAAAAGUCAAAUUCAAAGCGAGAAAGAAGCGAAAACAAUUUGGAACGAAAAAAAUCUUCGAAAGCUCGAGAAAGCUCGAAAAAAUCAAGCGGUGGCGAAGCUGGGUACUUGAAAUCGACCACUGCUAGAAAAUUAAAAGACGAGGAAAAAAUCAUCAACGAGGAUCCUUACAAAGACGAGGAAUUUGCGACUUUUGAGCCAGAUCGAGAUUCUUCUGGAGAUGAAAUUUAUGAAGAAGAUUUUGACGAAAUCUACGACGAUGAUUUUGAAGACGUCGAGUUUGAGACCAAAGCUGAACAAGAAGAGAGGCUGGAAAGAGAAGAAAGGAGAAAAGAUGAAGGGAAGGAAAAGAAGGAGAACAAAAAUCCGAGUCCUGAAGAGGACUGGGAAGCUAUUCAGAACGCGAUAAAUAGAGAAAACUCACAGGUAGCUUUGAAGUCAGAAAAAUCGACGGAUCUCUUUGAAAACCUGCGCGAAAUCAACGUCAAUAUCCAGAAAGAAAAUGUUCCAGCGAAAAAGUCCGAAUCGCUCUUUUCUAUCAAUUCGGAAAAGCGACGAAAUCGAGGAUCCGGAGCCGGCUGGAAACGAGCAAAAGAACUACAAAAAUUAGUGACGCUGGAUUUGAGCUCAGAAAUUUACUUCAGGUCGUUUCCUGAGUCGGACUACACUCGCUUUAUGCGAAACAUAGGCGCAAAUCGAUUGAAAAACAUCGCCAUCGGGACAGAUGAAAACUUCAUAAACCAAGAAACGCAAACAACCUCGAUUCACCACUCCGACAUUUGGACACAAAAUCUUGAAUCUGCUGUCACCAUCGAAGGAUCUGCUUCUCAGAAGACCUUCUCUUUGCCCGGUGGGAGAAUAAAUCCGGAAAAGUUCGAGCGAUCGGCUCAGUUGGUCGAACAUUUGCUCGAGGAAAUUGAUGAAGAAAUCGCGCAUGAAAGUUUUUCCCGGUCGCCGAAUACGGGAAUACGUUUUCCAGAGCCCGAAGCAAUCGAUAUGGACACCGAUUGGAUAAAAACCACGAUCUUAACGAAAACAGAAGUAAAACUCUUUAACCUCCGCGAUCCCUCCACCCCAAUUUGGUCUAUGCCGAUUUCUGGUCGAAAAGUUCGCAUAUGGCGAAGUCUUGUUUUUGUCGGCACUACUUUUGGUUCAAUCCUUGUCGUUUUUCCUGACAAGAGUGUUUUUACCACUGAUUUGGUCGCGAAGGGACACCGGGCAAGCAUUUCGGACAUGGUUAUGGAAGGAGAUGAGUUGUUUACUGCAGAUGUGCAUGGAGGAAUUCGACUUUGGCGGCUGAAUGAAGAAGGGAAGGAGCUACAAUUACAGAAGUCCAUCGACAUCGACAGCGAUAUUUCCGCAAUCGCCAUCGAUAGCUCCCGCAUAUUCAUCGCUACUUUCUCCAAAAUCGUCAUUAUUUCUCGUACCAAUCUCUCCAAACGACUCGGUAUCAUUCCAGUAACUAUUCCAGCUGAGAAACUACUUACUGACACGAAAGCCAGCGUUCUUAUCGCUCAAAACUUCGGCGAGAUCAAUAUCUACGACUUGAAGAGCUUACGAGAGGUUCAUACUGUAGGCCAAUCGCCUAGAGGCUGUUGCGCCGAUAACGGAACGCUUAUUUACUCGACAGAAUCAGACCUGUUCCAGCUCGACUUGUCCCGGCCGCUGAAUUCAUCAGCACUGGGAAUCAAAGGAUGCUCAGAUUUGCGCUUCUCGCAAUCGUCCAAAUCCGGACUCCUCUUACUCGCCGCCACUGCGCAAGGCGUUUCCGUGUACAAUUUAUCGCCCAGUUAG
Molecule: messenger RNA, 2103 nt
Organism: Oikopleura dioica
Lineage: Eukaryota; Metazoa; Chordata; Appendicularia; Copelata; Oikopleuridae
Source: the annotation of a GenBank genome assembly